AUGUUUGAGCUACUUAUUCCGCAACGAAUUUAUAACAACAACAGUAAUGACACAAGCGAGUGCAAAACAGUGAAUAACUACAAAUUCAUGCUCGAUGACAAACCGCAAAUCGUUCCGUGCGUGGACGGCGAAGCAAAUUGCCUCGCUGAACGAACGAACGACCAAAAAUCGUUUUCUUCCAGUAUAAAAGAAAAAAUAGCCAUGUCGACUCUGCAAGGACUGCCUCCCUUGCCACGAAGCUUGAGCGGAUUCAACCUGAGCACCAACAGAGACGGAAACGAGCCGCCACCGCCACCCGCGAGGUCUUCUAGCAGGCCGCAACGCGGCGCCAGGACAUCCCCAGGAGUCGGGGGUCGACCGUCACCACAGGGUCGACAACUGACCACCCUCGAUACCCAGCUGGCAAAGCUUAGGAGAGAAAUGUUCGGCCUGCGUCAACUCGACCUGUCGCUGCUCUCCCAGCUUUGGUCGUUGAACGAGUCGAUCCAGGAGUUUCGACAACUUCUUCAGGAACAAGAAGACCGAGCACCAUCCCCAUCACCGAGCAGCGAGGAAGGCGACGAUACCUCGUACGGUAGCCAUCCACCGCCGCACCCCAGGAGGCCGCCCCCCGUCAGUCAUCACCACAGGGUGCCGAGACCCCCGCCGAGAAACGACUCACCCUCGAGCGAAGAGUACGGCGCCGUAUAAAUUAUUAUAAUAAUAAUAAUAAUAACGAUAAUAAUAAUAAUUAUAAUAUAAUUAAAGAAUUAAAGACUUACAAAUCAGAGAAAAAACGAACGGAAACUUAUACAUAUAAUAUAUAUAUAUACAUAUAUUAUAAACUAAAGACGUCACCCACGUACGCGCUGUUAUCUUACUCGUCUUGCCCUUCAGCAAAUUCUUGCUUCGGUCCAGAAAAAAAAUACUAAAAAUAAUAUUAAUAAUAAUAAUAACAACAACAACGUUUCAAUCACUCGUUGGAUCGAUAUCAGAAAUGUUCAGGGAGUAUGACAAGUCGCGUGUGUCAGGAUAAGGAUAGCUUAAUUUCCUGUCGUUCCUGUCUGAUGAUUGUUAGUGUUACGUCGAUACGGAGCGAAUAUUUAGUCUGAUAGAAAAUAUAUUUUUUUUUAAUCGACAGGUAACAGUUCUGAUCUCAAUAUUACUAUACAAAAUUACGAGCAGCGUACCUUCUCGGAUAUUUAUCGUGCGAGAUAAGGAAGAUGAUAUACACGAUCAGGAUGUCGUUUUUUUUUUGUUUUUUUUUUUUUAAUUGAUUUUUUUUCAUUCUCUUUAAUUUUAAACCGUUCCCUUGUACCGAAGAAGAGUCUUGUACAUAAUGAGAUAGGAGGAACGUAUACGUCGCGCAAAAUUUGUACCGUUUUGAUAUUCCUGAGAGAACGCAGUAAGACCGUGCAGUCCGGUAAAUUUAAUACGCUCGGAGAAUUUUGAAUCGUAAGUAUUUUACGGGUGUAUUUUCGUCGGUUUAUUUACGUAUUCGCAUCACGAUCGUCAGGUGAAGGAGGUAUACACAUCAUACCUACUCUUCGGUCAUUCGGCACGAUGUACAUUUUCCUCGCGUACUUUUUUCGGCCACGUGAAUGCUCGCUUUUUAUUUCCUUGA
Messenger RNA from Diprion similis, 1603 nucleotides. Its product is annotated as leucine repeat adapter protein 25-like. The coding region runs from base 1 to 690 and encodes 229 amino acids. The record is from RefSeq and is a predicted model, not a curated record. The transcript has 4 exons. Lineage: Eukaryota; Metazoa; Arthropoda; Insecta; Hymenoptera; Diprionidae.